This is a messenger RNA of Didymodactylos carnosus, 1821 nucleotides long. The record is from the annotation of a GenBank genome assembly. NCBI's taxonomy places the organism in Eukaryota, Metazoa, Rotifera, Eurotatoria, Philodinida, Philodinidae.
AUGGCUCCUCGUCGUGGUUCACGUAAAUUAUCAGAUUUGCAAUUAUGUUUAAAACAUGAGUUUGAGCAAAUGAUAAAGAAAACGAGAGAAGCAAAACAAAUGUUGAUAAAAGCGUCAAAAAUGGAAGAAUUAGAUAAAAAUGAUCGUUUAAAUUUACAUAAUCAAAUUGACGAUUAUAAACUAAAAAUGAUGGGAAAGUUAGAUCAGAUUCAUGAUAUAUUCGAUUCGAUGUACGAUGAUCGAUUUGAAGAUUUUUAUCAACAAGCUCUAGAUGAAAAAAAGAAGAAAAAUGAAGAAUAUAUGAAUGUCCUUCGUCGUUCACCAACAUUCAAUAGCCUUUCGCACCAUUUUACCAUAACGAGUUCAAGUGAAGAAGAGGAGGAAGACACUUCAAAAUUAAAAAUCAUAUUUAAAUCAAAACAACAACAAAAAUCGACGUCAUCGACUCCUUCUCGACCUUCACUCUAUUCGGAAACGACGACGCCAAAUACAAGUACAGCUUCAACACCAGUAAUAAAAUUCAAAGAAACAGUCAAUUGGGCACUAACAACAAUUAAAAAACGUGGACCGAAAAAGACGGGUAUUUCGUUUAAACGCUCAUUUAGUGAACCCGAACAAGUUGUUAAACACGCACUGAAACAUGUUCGACAUCGCUUUGAAGAAGACGAUGAUGAUGAUAUUACUUGGAAACCACAGAUGAAAACAGCCGCUACGGGUGCAAAACCGGUUAUUAAACGUCCAACUAUAAAUAUAGAUGAUAUUGAAAAUGAGACGAGUGAUAUAGAAGAACCACAGAAUGAACAAGAUGAAGAUCUUCUAUGGAAGAGACGAGCAAAACAAAUCAGAGCAAAUGACGUCAGUGAAGAACCCACAAUACAACUAUUUGAGAAAAUGAUGAAUGGAACACAAAAUGGUAUUCACUGUCGUACAGAGUCACUUGAAGAAGAAAGAGAUAUUCUAGAAGAUAUAGUUGAUAAAAAGGAAGACGGACCUGAUUUAUGUGAUAUUCAACCAGAUACCACAAUCGAUAUACAACCAGAGAAAAUGAAAACAAUGAUUAAUGAGAUCUCAAAUCAACGUUCGUCAUCUCCCCCGUUGAUUCCUCUCGAAAUCUUCUUGAUUCAAGAAGAAAUUCUUAAUAUGAUUACCACUGCAGAAGAACAACCUGCUUCGAAAAUAUCAUCGCAAAUGUCUUCCAAGCUUAUUAUAAAUGAUGACGCCAAAAUCGCUAUGACGCCUCCACCGGCACCGCCUCCCCCCGUUGUUAAAACACCUCGCCCAUCUAUAUUAACAGCCACACCACCGCCAGAAAAAAUGAAGAAACCAUCAAUCCUAACGGCAAUACCCCCACCAAAAUCGUCGAUUUUAACAGCAACGCCACCGCCUAAAGUCGCACCCGCUGCUCCCAUAUCCACCAUUCCAGUAAGUCAGCCUAAGCCACCACCACCACCACCAACAGCAACAACAACGACUGCUUCAUCUAUCACAUUCGAAAAGUCACCCGAAAAGUCACCAUCUAUUUCGGUCGAGAAACCAAAUCCAUCUUCUCAGCAAACAAACACACAGCAAUUUUCACAGCCAUCUUCUCAGCAACCAUUUUCUCAACAAAGUGACUCACAAACACAGUCUUUCAGUCAAAGUGUACAUUCGCCCUCCGUUCAAUCCCAACCGCCACCUGGGUACAAUAAUCCUUAUCGUGUCUUUUUGACCGAUCCGUCAACAAAAACAACCAUAUUCAACUCACCAGUAAAACCACAACAGCAAACAAGAAGAGGGGGAGCAAGGCGUGGUCUGUCGAGACAACAGUCGUCGCAACGAUAA